AUGCUCGAUCGAGAACUUUCCUUUAAGUACAUCUCCAAAUCUGACAGUGUAUAUGCAUCUGCAGGACACGAUGGCUCGAACAAAGAAAACAACAAGGAGAUUAGGCCGAAUGGUUCCUUUUACCAUUCGGACAGUGAGACUCCCAACUCUAAAGGCUCCAUUAGGGUGCCUGCUAGCGAAAUUUCUGAGCACCCCCCAAACCCUUCUUCUGACCUUCCCCUAACUCCAACUUAUUACUCCUCCCCUUCUUCAAGCGACACCCCUAGUGAUACUAUACUGCGGGAAACCGACAGUCAGUACCAGGCCGAGCCUUCAGAACAGGCGUCGGAGGAGAGUCUAGGGGAGGACCCUGCUGGCCCUAGCCGGCAGUCCCCUAGCUCUGGGGAGAGUUCUGAUGACGAUUCGGCCUUGUCAUCUUCUGAUAAUGCCUCCGUUACCUCAGAGGAGGCCCGAACAAAAGUAAGCACUGUAAGGGAAUCCUUGUCAGUGGAAAAGGGGGAAGACAAAGCUAUGGAAAAGCUCUCGGAAACAAGGAAGCCGGUUGCCGUUUGUGCAGCAAAAUAUCGCUCAAACAGUGGUUCCACCAGGCCCUCUCCCUCCAAGAAAUCCCAACCCAAGAUUCAAAAAACUGGGGCUGGUGAUGUGAGUGCAUCCGGCAAGAACCGGAAGCACAUUGCUCACAAGCCCAAGAGAGGGGACGGCUCUACUCUCGAAGCUGACAGGGAGGUCAGCAAACCGGAUGCUUCUCAGGCAUCGAAGGGUGGCUUUAAGCAACCCAACACUGCUGUCGGCUCAACACGAGAGAAGAGGCGUCAUGGGAAGGAGGAGGAGGAGGAUUAG
Messenger RNA from Chenopodium quinoa (quinoa), 840 nucleotides. RefSeq lists its product as uncharacterized. Bases 1 to 840 code for a protein of 279 amino acids. Lineage: Eukaryota; Viridiplantae; Streptophyta; Magnoliopsida; Caryophyllales; Amaranthaceae. The record is from RefSeq and is a predicted model, not a curated record. The transcript is spliced from 3 exons.